AUGAGCUUAAAGGAGAAAGAUUGCAUCACCUUACAGGACCCUGAAGCCAAGUACCCACUGCCCUUGAUUGAGAAGGAGCAAAUCAACCACAACACCCGAAGGUUCCGCUUUGGACUGCCCUCACAGGACCAUGUCUUAGGGCUCCCUGUUGGUAACUAUGUCCAUUUCUUGGCCCAAAUUAAGGAUGAAUUAGUGAUCAGGGCUUAUACUCCUGUCUCUAGUGACGAUGAUAAAGGCUUUGUGGACUUCAUUAUAAAGAUAUACUUCAAAGAUGUGCACCCAACGUAUCCUGAAGGGGGAAAGAUGACUCAGUACUUAGAGAACAUGAAAAUUGGAGACACCAUUCUUUUUCGGGGGCCAACAGGGCGCCUGUUCUAUCAUAAUCCAGGUUCCCUUAUAGUCAAAACAGACAAAACGAGUGAGCCCGAAAAAAAGCUGGUUCAUCACCUGGGGAUGGUUGCUGGGGGCACAGGCAUUACACCCAUGCUGCAGCUCAUUCGCCAUAUCACCAAGAACAGCAAUGAUGGGACCAGGAUGUCCCUCCUCUUUGCCAACCAGACAGAAGAGGACAUCUUGCUGAGAAAGGAACUGGAAGAAGUCACCACAACUCACCGCCACCAGUUCAACCUGUGGUAUACCCUGGACUGGCCUCCUGAUGGCUGGAAGUACAGCUCAGGAUUUGUUACUGCUGACAUGAUCAAGGAGCACCUCCCUGCCCCUGGGGAGGACACACUCAUCCUGUUGUGUGGUCCACCACCUAUGAUCCAGGAGGCAGUUCGCCCCAGCCUGGAGCAGCUUGGCUAUACCAAAGACAUGAUUUUUACCUAUUAA
Molecule: messenger RNA, 831 nt
Organism: Cricetulus griseus (Chinese hamster)
Lineage: Eukaryota; Metazoa; Chordata; Mammalia; Rodentia; Cricetidae
Source: RefSeq, a predicted model, not a curated record